Theobroma cacao (cacao) is the source of this 1872-nucleotide messenger RNA. Its product is annotated as Biotin/lipoate A/B protein ligase family. Gene Ontology annotation, biological process: protein modification process. NCBI's taxonomy places the organism in Eukaryota, Viridiplantae, Streptophyta, Magnoliopsida, Malvales, Malvaceae. The record is from RefSeq and is a predicted model, not a curated record.
UCUUCCUAAACGGCGUAGUUAGCUCUUUCAGCUUAUCUUCUAAUUUUCUCUGUUUCGUUUCAGAUCUUUCUCCUCACUCAGGCAACUCUGCUUCUGGGCAUCUCACGGGUAUCUCUAGUCUCGUUGCCGUCGCCAUCGCCGACGAGGCUAGCAGCGGCGGGUUCCCUUUUUCAUUCUUUUUCUUCCUCCUCUCUCUGGUGCCUUCUCUCAUUCCAUCUCCUCUUAUGGUGGGUGAUUAUAUGGUUAAAGUCAAUGGCUUCGCAGGUGUAGGCCCAAAAGUUUUUCUCUAAUUUUCCUCAAUUUUUUGGAAGCAAAGGAAGGGAUGUAAUAGUCCUCCUUAAUUUUUCUCCAUAUUUUUCCUUAAAUCAAAAUUUUCCUCCAAUUUGUCCAACCUCACCAAAUACAAGAAAGUACAAUUCAAGAAUUUUGUUUUCUUUUCUCUCGUGUUUUCCAUGAGCCAGACCGGGCCGAAGAUUGUUUAUAUUUGAUCUGUCUGAUCUUCAUAAUUGCGGAGUCUCUCGAUUAUUUUGAUUUUCUUUCUGCUUCAGGUUUCAAGCUGUCGUUUUCCAAAUAGUUGGAGCUGCUGUGUCAGCAAAAGACGCCUCUUGAAAUUUGAAAGGAGAAAUAAGCCUCCUGUACCACAUUGGAAAACCGGACCUCCAACUCAACUUCUGCUUCUAAAUGCCUAUCCCUCAGACUAGAAAUAUUGGCCUUCCAAUGAUGAAUCUUUUGAGAUUCAAAGGAUUGCCUAUUUUGCAGCAACUACAUAUAGAGGAGCAACUGCUUCGGACCUCAUCAGAGAAUUGGUGUAUCAUCAAUGAUGGAACUAAUGAUCCUACCAUUGUAAUGGGCGUUUCGGGGAAACCUGCUGAACUUCUUGAAAUUGAAUCCGUGUUACGCGAUCAGGUUCCUGUCAUAAGAAGGUUUACAGGUGGAGGUACUGUUAUUGUUGACUGUGGGACAAUAUUUGCCACUUUCAUAUGCAACAAAGAAGCAGUGCCUGACUUACAGCCAUAUCCUCGACCAAUCAUGUCUUGGAGCAGCUUAUUAUAUGGCAAAGUCUUUCAAGGAAUUGGUGAUUUCCAUCUUCGUGAAAAUGAUUAUGUAUUUGGUAACCACAAGUUUGGUGGAAAUGCCCAAUCCAUUACCAAGAGUAGGUGGAUCCAUCACACUUCAUUUUUAUGGGACUUUGAUGUCAGGAACAUGACUUACCUGAAACUUCCUAAACGAGCACCUGAAUAUCGAUCGGCAAGGGGCCAUUUGGACUUCAUAUGCUGUAUGAAGGAUUACAUGCCAAGAUCAACUUUCAUUAAUAAAACUGUGGAGGCAACUGGAACCCAGUUUUCACUGAGGUCUUAUCCAUUGGAAGCGAUUGAAACUGGCUCUGAAACGGAAUUCUAUCCCUCAACCAGGUUCUUGACAGACGAAGAAUUGGAGGCAGCUGCUGCUGCAGGGCAAUAACUUUGGCUGCCCUGAGGAAUCAGUUGUAUUGCUCUUUACAAUUGUGGCUUGGCAGAGGGGAGCAUUUCGCUGUCUGCUACUCUGCUUAAAUUUUUUUGUUGGGAUUAUCACGAUUCAUGAGGUGGACAACUCAAUUUUAAUCAUUAUACUGAUCCAUGUUUGAGGUGACGAUGAAAACAAAAAAAUCUAUAGAUGAGGUGAGGAAAUAUGACAAGCCCUUGACUCGGGCUUUCACUCCGUAACACUUGUAAGAUCUUUCAAUUGGGAGUUGAGACUCAAUGGUUUAUUAAAUACACUUGAGUAAUUAAUUUAUGACGCUGAGGUGAGGAUAGGGCAAUCUCUAAUGCUGAAAGGCAAAAAUUGUGUAUAUCUAUCAUCCAGCACCAAAAAUCUACUCAGAAUGGAUGGCAA